CACUCGGAUCUAUAGAACCUAUAGACAGCUAGUGCAUUCCCCAAUAUCCACAAUUAUUGUUAUAGGAAUCACAAAAUGGCUUUUACAUUAAUUUUGACUUUGUCUAUGCUGGGAUAUAGUUCGGCAGCUUCAUGGGGUUAUGAAAACGAUGGUGCUGCGACCUGGAAAGAUACGUUCGCAACAUGUGGUUUGAACUCUCAGUCUCCUAUAGACAUACAAACUGAAGGUGUUGUAGUCAAUGAGGAUCUCGGAACCGUCACGUUAACAGGCUAUGGUGGAAGUAUUGCAAUGAACAUGAGCAACACCGGAUACACUGCCAAGGUAGUAUUCAACGGUGAUCUGUACGUAGAAAAUGGUGGACUUCCAGCUAAAUAUAAACUUGAUCAGUUCCAUUUCCAUUGGGGAUCUGCAAAUACGAACGGUUCAGAACAUACUAUUAAUGGAAACGCCUAUCCAAUGGAAGUUCAUUUUGUUCACUUUAAAGAUUCACUCGGAAGUCUCGGAGCCGCUGUCAGCGAACCAGAAGGUCUAGCUGUACUUGGAUUCUUCUUCGAGAUCAACGGGACUGACAAUACAGUGUUAGACAACAUCAUUGAUCACUUGGCUAAUAUUACUGAUCCUUCAGGUAGCUCAGAGGUUGUCUUAGACACACAAAUACUAGAAGAUUUAUUGCCCAGCAAGUUGGCUAAUUUCUACAGAUAUUCUGGUAGUUUGACCACCCCACCAUGCUCUGAAACUGUCGUGUGGACUGUAUUCGAAGACACCAUUAAAAUCUCAAGCAGCCAGAUGGCCAAAUUCAGAGACAUGCUUUCAUCUGAAGUUGACGGUCAAAACAACACAAUAAAUUUACAGAACAACUACCGUCCAGUUCAACUGCUACACAGUCGUAAAGUAUAUUCUAGUCAUAAUAUUAACAGUGCAUCAUCAUUGAAAGGAUUGGGGUUAAUGCUUACCUCCCUUAUCGCUGCUAUUCGUUUAUAAUUAGUUCAAUUCUUUUAACUUAAUCUCUUAUUCUUUUAUUUAACAUCUGUUUUUUCUUCAUUUUUUCUUCUUUUUACUUGUGACACCAGGCGCCUUAUUCUCGAAAACUUAAGUAAGAGAUAUACAGUAAUCGGAUUGGAUAAUGAAACUAAAAACUUAAAAUCUAUUUUUGUGAUUGACCAAAACUAAAAGUUAUACUUCUUGCUGUCUUUUUGUGUUGAAUGAUAUUAAAAUAAAGUUUCACGAUCGAAUAACAUGAAGCAUCCAGUCUUUCUCCAAAUGAUUUGACUUCCCACAAUGCCCUGCAACUCAGGGGAGAAAACCACAUAAUAAACGAAUAUCAGACCACAGUAAUAAAAUUAUAUUCAUCAGAAUUUUUUUUAAGUUGUCCAGUAAUCUUAUUUAGCGACUAUAGUCAUAUUGACUAUGUACAAAUCGUGCAAAUAUAAUUAUUUACAUCAGGGGUAUUCUUGUUCAUGUUUUGAAAUUGUUCAUUGAGUUACAUUGUAAUUUGCAGGACUUUUAUUUUAUUCCCUGUACCCUUUCAUCAAUCAGAUCAGCUGUAAGGUAGAUAUACUAUUUUAACUUAUAAUGUUUAGUAUAUCCACCACCCAACGCUCAAUCAAACCUUUAAAUAAUCCUAAAUCGAUAUUUAGGAGAAGAGAUGCUAUGGUAAAAUACUCCUUGGUUUUUUGUACAAUGUAGAUUGUUGAAACGCUGUAUACAAUACAAGUAAGGAGUAGUAUGCCAUAAAAUUGUGUUCCGUUAUUUAAAACCUCUAAUUGGAAGGUAAAAUAAUUUAACAAAGGUUACUUUAUUUCUACUUUCAUUGCUGUAUUUUAUAUUUAUAUGAAUAUUAGCCUAAUAAAUCUAGCCCUACCCGUGAUAUUCGGAUGACCCAGUUCCGAUAUCCCACACGAAUAUCACGUCGAAGGAACUGGGUCGGUCUAGAUUUGUUGGACUAUAUGAAUGUAUGACUUGUUUGUUUAUUAGUUAUAAAAGUUCGUUAUUUAUUAGAUGCAUACUUAAAUAUGUGCAAAUAAAUUUCAAUAUACUUCUUGUAUAUAUUGUAUAUUGUAUUAUUUAACUUUGACUAUAUUUAUUGUAAAUAAUUUUGACAAUAUUUUGUAAAUAAAAUCACCAAGAUUUGUGAAAAUCCA
Lottia gigantea (owl limpet) is the source of this 2141-nucleotide messenger RNA. RefSeq lists its product as hypothetical. Lineage: Eukaryota; Metazoa; Mollusca; Gastropoda; Lottiidae. Gene Ontology annotation, cellular component: plasma membrane. Gene Ontology annotation, molecular function: zinc ion binding; carbonate dehydratase activity. The transcript is spliced from 8 exons. The record is from RefSeq and is a predicted model, not a curated record. The coding region runs from base 76 to 981 and encodes 301 amino acids.